ACCGUUCAAAAUGUUGAAAUAUCUUUAAAAAAUUCUAAAAGGACCACGAACCUUAUUAUAAAAUAGAAAAAGAACAAAAUUGAUAAGUUCUUUCCAGAACUAACACUAAAAUUAAAAGAAAAGUAAUUUUUAUGUUCUAUAACAAAUUACUUUAAAGUAUUAGUUGACUAGAGCUUUUUCAAGUUAACAGGCUUUGAAAUAUUGAAAAUGAAUUAAAGAAAAAUGAAACGGUGUAAAGAUUGUUCGAAAGAUCAUUUCUAAAUGGAAUAAAAUAAGCAAGUCUAAUCGCUCUCUGUGGUCGUAACGCAAAUUAUUCAUCAUGGCAGUAACCACGUGAAGAAAAAACAUGGGAAAUUCUUUCACGAAAAAGGAUUGCAGCCAGGGAAAUGAGGAAACUUCAUCAGAUAAUUCAACAUCAGAAUCUAAUCAGAAAGAAUGGACCAUGUUAGCUUCCGAUAGCGUAGAAACAUGGAAAUUUAGCAGUGUUUUGUAUGGUUUUGAACCAAGAAUUGAUUAUACUUCCGAUAUAAAGGGACGAUUGCAACCGUGGUGUACAUUUGGUAGAUAUUUUUCAGUAAAGUAUGAUUCAACAGAAAAGGUCUUGGAUAGACAUUAUAUGAAAAUUGUAAUCUCAGAAGGAUGUUUCCAUUCUACUCAAAUUCGCCUUCCACGAAGUUUUUAUUCCAGACUACAUUCAGUACCGGAACCGGCUUCCCAUUUUCUUAAACCUAUUCAAGUUGUGGGAUAUCGUGGAGGAGUAUGCAUUCUACAAGUGAACUGCAAAGACUAUUUUAUUGAAUUUCUAGUCAUACAUAUGAAGACUGGUACGGUUUUAGGGACUCAUAAAGAGAACAUUCAAGGUUAUAAACAUUACUUAUGCGACUGUCUUAUUAGUCCAGAUUUAUCUUCUUUCAUUCUCAAACCAAACGCUAUGUACGUCUUGAAUUUUGCGCGGGAUACAUUUAAUAGUUCUAUGAAAGUUGUAUCUUGCAAAGGAAAUCCUAUGCCUGUUAUUAGGGAGAAUUUGUUUAGUAAUGUUUCUGUGAGAGCUUUUAUAGCAUAUGAUCCAAGGUAUACUUGGAGAAGAAUUGCUAUUGGAAAUUAUUGCAAACACGGGAAGGACACUGUAAUCAUCUUUGAUUUGAAAUCUGAUAAAAUUAUACAAUCAAGCGAUCCUUAUUCUCACUAUCAAACUACGCACAAUAUAUCUUGGUCACCAGAUGGAGCUUACAUAUCAUCAAUGGUUCUAGGCAGAACUAUUAAAGAUGGGUUUUUUAAUUUUCCAAAAGUAUUGAUAUACGAAUCAACAGAUUUAGCAAUUAUUCAAUCAAUUAGGACUAAUUAUCUUUCCGAAGUGCCAACACUAUCACCGACUGGAAUUUUUCCAGUUUUCAAUAACACUGGAACAAUUAUAGCAAUUCCUUAUGGAGAACAUGGAACUUAUUUUCAACAAGUUGCAGGAGUAAAAGUUUAUAAAGCACCAAACGUUUUAGAUCUUCAAAGUUUGUGUCGAUUGUGUAUUAGACAAUAUUUUGAAACCUAUGACGUUGAUAGACUCCCUCUACCAAACAAAUUAAAAGACUAUUUGAAAUUUAAACCAUUUUGGGAAUAAUAGAAUAUUGAAUAAAUGAAUAAAUAACGGUAAAGAGAACACUUUUAACUGUCUUGAAUAAUAAAUCAUAAUAUCUUUA
Molecule: messenger RNA, 1691 nt
Organism: Dimorphilus gyrociliatus
Lineage: Eukaryota; Metazoa; Annelida; Polychaeta; Dinophilidae
Source: the annotation of a GenBank genome assembly